This is a messenger RNA of Cannabis sativa, 4164 nucleotides long. RefSeq lists its product as uncharacterized. The record is from RefSeq and is a predicted model, not a curated record. The coding region runs from base 854 to 3691 and encodes 945 amino acids. The transcript has a single exon. Lineage: Eukaryota; Viridiplantae; Streptophyta; Magnoliopsida; Rosales; Cannabaceae.
CAUUUGGUUAUGAAAAGUCAAUGUCCUUUGUUAUACUGUUAAGGAAGGGGUUAGUGGGUAGAGAUUUUAGAGAGAGAAAGAGAAAAUUAGAGAUAAAUGUAGGGGUCAAAAGAGAGGAGGAGAGAGAGAGAAAGAAAGGAGUUAUCUUUAUCUAUCAUAUUUUAUCAAAAAUCAAAACUUGUAUGAUUUUCCUUUUUGUAUUUACCAUUGUUGAAAAGUAAGUUGAGGAGCCAUUGAUGAGUUGGGUUUUUGCUUUUUUUUUUUUUUUUGGUUUAGUGAGAGACAGUAGUACAUACAUGAGACUUUUAUUUUUGGGAGAGAGAGAAUUAGAGGUGGUGUCUUGUGAGCUCUGUUCCUUUUCAGGUUGUUGGAGUCUUUAAUUCUUAAGAGGAAAAAUAAAGGUGGGAUUUUUAUUUAUCUUCUCAUAUUUUUUGCAUCUGGGAAAAUUUAUUUUGUUUAAAUACAUUAUUGGGUUCAUCACUGAAGUGGGUUUCUGUGAAAAUUUGGGGAUCUGGAUUCUAGGGUUUGACCAUUUAGUUUCUCACUUCUCUCUUUCUUUGAUUUUUUUUUCAUCUUCUUCCAUGGAAAUUGGGUUUUGACCUGGUUUUCUAGACUUGGGUUUUCUGCGUUUGUGGCCGAAAUUUGAGAUUCUUCUUCACUUUCUUUUGAAGUGUUGAAGAAAUCUGUAUCUGGGUAUUCUUUGAUCUGUAUCGAUGUACACUUUUUACUGAAGAAUCUGGAGUUUGAAGCUGAAAUUUCUGGUGGGUUUUUUCUUUUGAUGGGCUAAGCCUGAGCCUAUUUUUCUUUGUGGUGUUCAGUAAGAUUGAAUAUAUAUUUAUAUAUAUUGUUUUCGAUGCAUCUUUCACUAUGGAAGCCCAUAUCUCACUGCGCUGCUCUGCUUAUGGACAAAAAGAGCAGUAAAAAGAGAGAUGGGUCGUCCGAAUCAACGAGUGAAGUGAAGAAAAAUCAAUCAGUUCUCAGAAAACUUCAAGAGAACAAGCUCAGGGAAGCUCUUGAGGAAGCAUCUGAAGAUGGGUCUUUGUCAAAAUCCCAAGACAUCGAGUCUGAAUCCAUGGCUAACCAGGACGAGAGUCUUGGAAGGUCACGGUCACUUGCUAGACUCAACGCCCAGAAGGAGUUUCUUCGAGCCACUGCACUUGCUGCUGACAGAACCUUUGAGUCUGAAGAUGGUAUUCCUGAGUUUCAUGAAUCUUUCAACAAAUUCCUUACUAUGUAUCCCAAGUACCAAUCUUCGGAAAAGAUUGAUCAGCUGAGGUUAAACGAGUACUCUCACUUGUCCCCAAAGGUAUGCCUUGAUUAUUGUGGAUUUGGGCUUUUCUCUUAUCUUCAAACAAUUCAUUAUUGGGAAUCUUCUACAUUUAGCUUGUCUGAGAUAACUGCUAAUUUGAGUAAUCAUGCUCUUUAUGGUGGUGCUGAGAAAGGGACUGUGGAACAUGAUAUUAAAAUGAGGAUUAUGGAUUAUUUGAAUAUUCCUGAGAAUGAGUAUGGCCUUGUGUUUACAGUGAGUAGAGGGUCUGCUUUUAAGUUGUUGGCUGAAUCAUACCCUUUUCAUACAAAUAAAAAACUGUUGACUAUGUUUGAUUAUGAGAGUCAGUCUGUGAAUUGGAUGGCUCAGAGUGCUAGAGAGAAAGGUGCUAAAGUGUACAGUGCUUGGUUUAAAUGGCCAACCUUGAAGCUCUGCUCAACUGAUUUAAGAAAGCAAAUUUCAAACAAGAAGAAGAGGAAGAAGGAUUCUGCUACUGGCCUUUUUGUGUUCCCAGUUCAAUCUAGAGUAACAGGGGCUAAGUAUUCCUACCAAUGGAUGGCAUUAGCUCAACAGAAUAACUGGCAUGUUUUGCUUGAUGCUGGCUCAUUGGGGCCUAAGGACAUGGAUUCUCUUGGGUUAUCCUUGUUUCGGCCAGAUUUCAUUAUCACUUCAUUUUACAGGGUUUUUGGAUUUGACCCAACUGGAUUUGGAUGCCUUCUGAUCAAGAAAUCGGUCAUGGGAAGCCUUCAUAAUCAAUCUGGGUGUACAGGGUCUGGAAUGGUGAAGAUUACUCCUGAAUAUCCACUGUAUCUGAGUGAUUCUGUAGAUGGUUUGGACAAAUUGGUCGGAAUUGAAGAUGAGGAAGUAGCUGUAAAUGGUGAGAAAACCUCUGAAACUCGCCCUGGAUUGCAGUUGCCUGCCUUCUCUGGCGCUUUUACAUCUGCUCAGGUGAGGGAUGUGUUUGAGACUGAAAUGGAAGAUAACUGUUCUGAGAGAGAUGUAACAAGCACCAUCUUUGAAGAAGCUGAGAGUAUUUCAGUUGGUGAGGUAAUGAAGAGCCCAGUUUUCAGUGAAGAUGAGUCAUCUGAUAAUUCAUUUUGGAUUGAUUUGGGUCAGAGUCCACUGGGGUCUGAUCAUGCUGGCCAGAUGAACAAACAUAAGAUUGCCUCUCCAUUGCCCCCAUAUUGGUUUUCCGGGAAGAAAAAUCAGAAAAGAGUUUCCCCUAAACCUACUUCCAGGAUAUAUGGUAGCCCAUUGUAUGAUGAUAAAGAUGGAUCACAUGAGGACCGGCAAGUGUUAUCAUUCGAUGCUGCUGUUUUAUCUGUUUCACAGGAAUUGGAUCGCGUCAAGGAGGUCCCAGAAGAAGAACAAUAUGCAGAUGCAAUGCCCUCUUUGCCAAAUGGUAAGAAGUCUUCGGUUUAUCUGCAUAGUGGAGAAAUCCAAGAAGAACCUGAAGAAAGUGGAACGCUUUCUACUGAGUGUAUGUCAAGUUCUAUCACAAAUGGUUCUCGGCUCAAUGAUAUAACUUCUUCCUAUAAGCAUCAUAACUUAGAGAAUGGAACAACUUCUCAUUUUUGCUCAGAGAUAAAAGAGAGUGCCAUAAGAAGAGAAACAGAAGGUGAAUUCCGGUUGUUGGGGAGAAGAGAUGGGAAUACCAGAUAUGCUGGGGGUAGAUUUUUCGGUGUGGAGGAAAAUGAAGUAUCAAGCAGGGGAAGAAGGGUGUCAUUUAGCACAGAAGAAAACCAUCAAGAGCAUCCGAGCCAUAAUGUGCAGACAGGAGAAGUAUCUGUAGCUAGUUUGGAUGAUGAUGAGUACAGCAGUGAUGGAGAGUAUGAAGAUGGAGAAGACUGGGACAGGAGGGAACCCGAGAUUACCUGCAGGCAUCUUGAUCACGUUAAUUCGUUGGGUCUCAAUAAAACCACCCUCAGACUGCGGUUUUUAAUCAAUUGGCUAGUCACUUCACUACUGCAACUAAAAUUAACUGGUUCAGAUGGUGGCAGCAGAACCAAUCUUGUUCACAUCUAUGGUCCGAAAAUCAAAUAUGAAAGGGGUGCUGCUGUGGCUUUCAAUCUCAAAGACAGAAAUGGAGGGCUAAUCAACCCGGAAAUAGUCCAGAAGCUAGCUGAAAAAGAAGGGAUCUCUUUAGGCCUUGGUUUCCUUAGUCACAUAAGAAUUGUAGAUAGUCUGAGACAUCAUCAAGGAACAUUGAGUCUUCAAGAUACUACACUCUGCAGACCAAUGGAAAAUGGCAGAAAUGACAAAAAGAGCGGUUUUGUACGAAUUGAGGUUAUCACAGCUUCUCUAGGCUUUUUGACCAACUUUGAAGAUGUUUACAAGUUAUGGGCAUUCGUCGCGAAGUUUCUUAAUCCAGUUUUUGUAAGAGAGGGUCAACUGCCAACUGUUGAAGAAGAAUCUGAGUCUUAAAAAAACAACCCCAUAUAAUGGCUAUGUCUUGGCUUUCUUCUUUUCCUGGAGUUGGAAUGUGGUUAUUUGACAGGAUAUCUCAAAGCCAAGGCAGAAAGAAAAGAAGGGACCACUAAGGAUCUAAGGUAUUAAACAAUGAUUCACAUUGGCUAAUUCUGUUCCUCAGUUCUUCAAUCCAGCAGAUGACUUGUUGAUUCAUAUGUUAUUGCUUGAGUUUUUCUCUUUUUCACAUUUUGGAUCUUUGUAGAGUUGGGCAUUUAGAAAAUUUGUAUCAUCUUGGAAGUCAUGGUAGUAAACUAAAAAAGCAGAAUGACAUUGGAUACUACUUCCACUCCAUGAAAGUGUAUCCUUUGCUUUCAUACAAAAAAUUAAAUUCGUUUUUUUGUCUUUUGUUUCCACUGUAAAAAAAUCAACUUAGUUUGCACAUUGUAUGUUACUACUUUCUUGAAUGCCAAGUUCUACUUUUAUAUCCA